Molecule: messenger RNA, 1229 nt
Organism: Impatiens glandulifera
Lineage: Eukaryota; Viridiplantae; Streptophyta; Magnoliopsida; Ericales; Balsaminaceae
Exons: 6
Coding region: 429-1088 (219 amino acids)
Cellular component (GO): cytosol
Source: RefSeq, a predicted model, not a curated record
UUGUUAUCAUCAACACUAGCCAGCAGAUUCAGAAGUCAGUGGUCCGUCAAGUUGAUUUCUUAUCUCAUUAAAUGGGGACUCUUAAUUUCAAUUUCCAUUCUUUCAUUACUCAGAGCUUACAUUCUUCUGAUUUUCGCCAUCCGCAGCUACGCUUCAUUCCUUCACGCAGCCACACAAUCCGAACAACUCUCAAGAUGGCUCUGUCCGAUUCCAAAAACGUGGGAGGAUUGACUACUUCAGUAACGAAUCAACAGAAAAUCAUAAUUCCAAAUACCCAUGGAGAGAAGCUUGUAGGCAUAUUACAUGAAACAGGUUCAAAUGAGCUUGUCAUCUUGUGUCAUGGUUUUCGAUCCUCAAAGGUUAAAUUGUCUUUCUUUUGAAUCUAUUCCUUUCUACAAUCAUCAUGUGGCUCUCUCAUUGUCUUCUAUAUGCAGGAAUCCACAACUAUAAGUAAUCUUGCUGUUGCUUUAGCAGAAGAAGGUAUCAGUUCUUUCCGUUUUGACUUCUCUGGAAAUGGGGAAAGUGAGGGGACAUUUCAAUAUGGUCAUUAUCGGAGAGAAGCUGAGGACUUGCGAUCUGUUGUACAGUUCUUCAAUGGAGGAAACCGUAAAGCAAGUACAAUUCUUGGUCACAGCAAAGGAGGAAAUGUAGUGCUCUUGUAUGCAUCAAAAUAUCACGAUAUUCCCACUGUUGUGAAUGUUUCUGGUCGAUAUAAGCUUGAUAGAGGCAUGGAAGAAAGAUUGGGAAAAGAAUUUCUGGAAAAAAUCAAGAAGGAUGGAUAUAUAGAUAUUAAAAACAAAGCAGGGGAGGUUUUAUAUCGAGUGACUGAGGAAAGUCUGAUGGACCGAUUGAACACAAAUAUGCAUGAAGCUAGCCUUAACAUUAGUAAAGAAACAAGAGUGAUGACAGCGCAUGGAUCUGAAGACGAAAUUAUUCCUAUUGACGAUGGCAUUGAGUUUGCGAAGAUCAUACCAAACCAUAAGUUAUGCAUUGUAGAAGGAGCCGAUCAUUGUUACACUUCACAUCAAGCAGAAUUGGCUGCAAUUGUUGUUCCUUUCAUAAAAGAAGGCUUUCACAAAGGUAAUUAAGAUCCACACAUAUUUCCUGCAACUGGACAGUUAUAAUUAUUGGUUGUCAAAACUCAACUUACCUUCUUUUGUAUUUUAUUGAAUGAAUUGAAUUAACUGUAACAAUAUCAUCUGCUGGGAGUCAAAACCGCUUCCUUUUAA